Messenger RNA from Cuscuta campestris, 1395 nucleotides. The record is from the annotation of a GenBank genome assembly. NCBI's taxonomy places the organism in Eukaryota, Viridiplantae, Streptophyta, Magnoliopsida, Solanales, Convolvulaceae.
AAAACACGUUUUUCUUUUGCCCGUACGCAACUAAUGAUUUUGCAAAAUUGAAAAUAAAACAGGCAUUCCCGGAGGUCGGAUCCCCCCGGAGCCCCGCCGGGUCGGACCUGAAGAAGAAGAAUUUUCACGCUUCUCCUUAAUCCUUAUUAUCUGUCUCCAUCUCCGUCGCUGUUCUUCGAUUAGGUAGUGCUGAAGAUACAAUGGAACAGUUUCUUAUUUAAGGUGUUUCCCCCAGUUCGGCUCUGAAGGGUCUUCACUAAAUAGAGGACCCUUCGGACGAUGUAUAGCUUCGGUCUAUAACAAUCCAUAGAGAAAAAAAUUCAAAGUGAAUAACCAGUGGUUGGUGUAGUAAGGUUUGUUAGGCAUGCCAGCUGUACAAAAGCUUUACAAUUCUUGCAAGGCUUCACUCUCAACAAAUGAGCCUGUUUCUGAAGAGGCACUCGAAAAAGCUCGCGCUAUAUUAGAAAAAUUCAAGCCUUCUGAUGUCGGUCUUGAACAAGAGGCACAAUUAGUACGAACUCGGAAUGGUACAAUGGGUGUGCUCAAUGGGCGGCAUCUUCCAUCCAUACCAGCUAUCAAGUAUCUCCAUUUACAUGAGUGUGACAGCUUUUCUAUGGGAAUAUUCUGCAUGCCUCCUUCCUCUGUCAUUCCACUUCAUAACCAUCCUGGGAUGACAGUGUUAAGCAAGCUGCUCUAUGGUUCUUUAUUAGUGAAAGCAUACGAUUGGAUAGAUCUACGAGAGCCUUUCGAUCUAUCCCAAUCCCAAGGUGCAAGACCGGCAAAGCUUGUCAGAGAUUGUGAGAUGAUUGCUCCGUGUGGUACAACAACUCUCUACCCAACUAGUGGCGGGAAUAUUCAUUGUUUUAAAGCCAUCACUCAUUGCGCUUUCUUGGACAUUCUCUUUCCACCAUACGCUUCUGAGGAUGGUCGUCAUUGCACUUACUUCCGGAAGUCUCCAAGACGGGAUCUUCCAGGGGUUAGGAUGCGUACAUCCAACCACCCUUACCGUGCAAUGGACGACAACCUUUGUGGCACUAAGGCGAGCUCGAAGUGGAUGGAGUCGCAAUAUCCAAAGUGAGUUGGCUCGAAGAGUUUCAACCUCCCGACGAAUUUGUAUUUCUGAGAGGGCAAUACAAGGGUCCCGCUAUAAAAACUUAGGCCUCGUUUGGCUCUCCCCGAAUUGCGCAUUGAACGCAUCAAGCACUUCAUACCAUUAUUAUUAUUAUUGAGGUUAAUUAAUUUUUGCUAUAGCUCAAUCAAUUGUGGGAAUAAUGUCUUCUGGUGGUUUGGGAAUAGGUAUUUGAUUUGUACAUAUUAUUAUCAAUAUACCAGUGCCAUAUAUAUUAUUGUUGGUCUGGCAAUCAGGCUUUAUAUACUCCAUUUGUACCGUUGGUU